Antrostomus carolinensis (chuck-will's-widow) is the source of this 456-nucleotide messenger RNA. RefSeq names its product metabotropic glutamate receptor 4. Gene Ontology annotation, biological process: G protein-coupled receptor signaling pathway. Gene Ontology annotation, molecular function: G protein-coupled receptor activity. The annotation marks the transcript as partial. Gene Ontology annotation, cellular component: membrane. The transcript has a single exon. Lineage: Eukaryota; Metazoa; Chordata; Aves; Caprimulgiformes; Caprimulgidae. The record is from RefSeq and is a predicted model, not a curated record.
AUGUUCCUCUCUCUAUGGGGCAGAGCUUUGGCUUUCCCCCCAUCCCCCACCCAACCCAUCGCCAUCCGCCUGGAGGGUGACCUGACCCUGGGGGGUCUGUUCCCGGUUCACUCCCGCGGCGCCGCCGGGAUCCCCUGUGGUCCCAUCAAGAAGGAGAAGGGGAUCCACCGCCUGGAGGCCAUGCUCUACGCCUUGGACAUGGUCAACCAGGACCCCCAUCUCCUGCCCAACCUCACCUUGGGGGCCAGGAUCUUGGACACCUGCUCACGAGAUACCUACGCUCUAGAACAAGCCCUCAGCUUCGUCCGGAGUCUUCUCCCACCGCUGGGUGGUGAAGGUGGAUGUGAAGAUGGAAGUCAACCAAAGAAACCACCACCGGAGAGGUUGGUGGGAGUCAUCGGAGCGUCGGCGAGUUCCGUCUCCAUCAUGGUGGCCAAUGUGUUGAGGUUGUUUGCG